CUUUCCAGUGGAAACUUUCCACCGCUCGCGUCGUGAGAGAGACCGGGGCAAGGGAGCGGGAAGCCGAGAAGGAGCCGCAAGGGACCAUCGAUGGCCAUGGCGGCGGGCGGGCCCAACGCCGGCGCGAAGGUGGUCAGCCUGCGCCUGCAGUACUACUGCGUGUUCGCGGCGGUGGGCGUGGCGGUCAUCGUGCUCUCGCUCACCUUCCUGUCCCCGUCCGCCAUGGGCGCAGUCCGCCAGAACCUCGGCACCGUCGUGGCCGUGGCCACGAAUUCCAGCAGCGGCGACGGAGCGGCGCGGGUGGUAGGAGGCGGGGAGACCGUGGCGGCGGUGGCCGCGGCCAAGCCGGAGCCGGAGAAGCCGAAGAAGAAGGCGGAGCCGCCGGUGGUUCUGUUCAACUUCGGCGACUCGAACUCGGACACGGGCGGCGUGGCGGCGGCAGGGGGCAUCCACAUCAUGCCGCCGGAGGGGCGCACCUACUUCCGCCGCCCCACCGGCCGCCUCUCCGACGGCCGCGUCAUCAUCGACUUCAUCUGCGCGAGUCUGAAGACGCAUGAGCUGAACCCGUACCUGAAGGCAGUGGGCUCCGACUACAGCAACGGCGUCAACUUCGCCAUGGCCGGCUCCACGGUGUCCCACGGCGUUUCACCCUACUCCCUCAACGUCCAGGUCGACCAGUUCGUCUACUUCAAGCGCAGAUCCCUGGAGCUCAUCGAGCUAGGACUGAAGGGCCCGGUGAACAAGGAGGGCUUCGAGAACGCGCUGUACAUGAUGGACAUCGGCCACAACGACGUCGCCGGCGUGAUGCACACGCCGUCCGAUCAGUGGGACAAGAAGCUCAGGCAGAUCGUCGGCGAGAUCGGCGACGCGAUCCGGAUCCUGUAUGACAAUGGCGCGAGGAAGUUCUGGAUCCAUGGCACGGGCGCCCUCGGCUGCCUGCCGGCGCUGGUGGUGCAGGAGAAGGGCGGCGAGCACGACGCGCACGGCUGCCUCGCCAGCCACAACCGGGCGGCGCAGGCCUUCAACAAGAAGCUCAGCGACCUCUGCGACGAGGUGCGGCUGCGCCUCAAGGACGCCACCGUCGUCUACACCGACAUGUUCGCCAUCAAGUACGGCUUCGUCGCCAACCACACCAAAUACGGGAUCGAGUGGCCAUUGAUGGUGUGCUGCGGAAACGGCGGCCCGCCUUACAACUUCAUGCCGGGGAAGUUCGGCUGCGGCGAUCUCUGCGGGCCGGAGGAGAAGGUGUUGAGCUGGGACGGCGUGCACUUCACCGAUUUCGGCAGCGGGCUCGCCGCCAAGCAUGCUAUGAGUGGCGAGUACUCCAAGCCCAGAGUAAAGCUGGCGAGCUUGCUCAAUGGUGGCUCCAAGAAGCCAUCAUCGGUGUCUUGAUGCUCAUUGAUCAAAGAUUGAACCACGAACUUACUUUGGCCGGAUCUUACCUUAAAAAAGAAGGUUACUUGACAAAAAAGGAAAAAAAAAACUUCGGAUGGAUCAUGGAUGAGUGGAUAAUGGUGAAGAUCAAUCCAUACGAUGGCCACGAUGGAUGAUGUGAAUGUCGUAAAAGUUGCAGCUGAUUGUUGGCUCCUUGUACACAAUAGGCAAUAGCUCCCUCGGCUACAAGUAAAAAGUUGUUGAUUUUAUUUUUGCACUUUUUUGGAGUAUAACGAUUUUGCUUUGUUGGUGUAUAUGUGUAUAGACAAUGUAUGUGGCGGCUGCGAUUUCACAUCACAGAGCUCAUAAAAUUUGGUGAAUCAUAGAUUUAUUUGAUCUGUAAAAGAAGGUAAUACAAAAACUUCCGAACAUAGGUACUUUUUGAUA
This is a messenger RNA of Triticum aestivum (bread wheat), 1821 nucleotides long. RefSeq names its product GDSL esterase/lipase LIP-4. The record is from RefSeq and is a predicted model, not a curated record. The transcript is spliced from 5 exons. The coding region runs from base 91 to 1392 and encodes 433 amino acids. Lineage: Eukaryota; Viridiplantae; Streptophyta; Magnoliopsida; Poales; Poaceae. Gene Ontology annotation, molecular function: hydrolase activity, acting on ester bonds.